Dromaius novaehollandiae (emu) is the source of this 2033-nucleotide messenger RNA. RefSeq names its product tRNA aspartic acid methyltransferase 1 (gene TRDMT1). NCBI's taxonomy places the organism in Eukaryota, Metazoa, Chordata, Aves, Casuariiformes, Dromaiidae. Gene Ontology annotation, molecular function: methyltransferase activity. The transcript is spliced from 12 exons. The record is from RefSeq and is a predicted model, not a curated record. Gene Ontology annotation, cellular component: nucleus. Bases 86 to 1372 code for a protein of 428 amino acids.
GAGGAGGGGGAGGGGGGAGGGCGGGCAGGUGGGAACGAAAGAGCGGCGGAACGGGCGGGCGGCGCGUGGGGAGGCACCGGCAGGGAUGGGCCGCGGCGCCGGCUGCCGCAGAAUGGCGCCGCUCCGGGUGCUGGAGCUCUACAGCGGCAUCGGCGGGAUGCACCAAGCCCUGAAAGUCUCUUGGUCAUCUGGAUUCAGUUUUUGUAAAGAGUUUAUAAAGAAACAAAGUAAAGAUAGCUGCAUAUCUGCAGAAGUUGUUGCUGCUGUUGAUGUGAACACUCUUGCCAAUGAGGUUUAUAAACACAACUUUCCCAGCACACCACUAUGGGCAAAAACAAUUGAGGGCAUAUCACUGAAAGAAUUUGACAGAUUAUCUUUUGAUAUGAUUUUGAUGAGUCCUCCCUGUCAGCCAUUUACAAGAAUUGGUCUGCAAGGUGAUGUAUCUGAUCCACGGACAAAGAGUUUUCUCUAUAUCCUUGAUAUUCUCCCAAGGCUGCAGAAGCUUCCGAAAUACAUACUCUUAGAAAAUGUCAAAGGAUUUGAAUCCUCUUCUGCAAGAAAUGAACUUUUGAAAACACUAGAAACAUGUGGAUUUAAAUGUCAAGAAUUUCUCUUGUCUCCAACCUGUCUUGGCAUUCCUAAUUCUAGGCUGCGAUAUUUUCUAAUUGCAAGGCUUCACCCAAUGCCAUUUUCCUUUCAAGCUCCUGGUGAGAUAUUGACAAAGUUCCCAGAUCAAGAUCUAAAAGACUUAAUCAAGGACAAAGUUGCUGACAAACUGGAUGAAGCUAGUUCUUCCUUGCUUUCUAAAGAGAAGAAUUUGGAUCCAAGUGUUGGUCCUGAUUGCAGCAGCAAGAAGAACUUACCAAAGGGGGCCUUUCUUUUUAAGCUUGAAACAGCAGAAGAAAUGGAAAGGAAGCACAGUCAGGACAAUGAUUCCUCUAUUCAAAUGCUAAAAGAUUUCCUGGAAGAGGAUAAUGAAGAAAUGAGUCAGUAUUUCCUACCACCAAAGUCCUUAUUGCGCUAUGCUCUUUUGUUAGACAUUGUUAAACCCACCUGCCGGAGAUCCACAUGCUUCACAAAAGGGUAUGGACACUAUGUAGAAGGCACAGGCUCAGUUCUUCAGACAGCAGUAGAUGUACAGCUUGAAUCAGUGUUUAAAUGCAUUGAGAUGAUACCAGAAGAAGAGAAGCUUAUGAAAUUGUCAAUAUUAAAACUGAGGUACUUUACCCCAAGAGAAAUAGCAAAUCUCCAUGGAUUCCCUCCAGAAUUUGGCUUCCCUGACAAAGUAACAAUAAAGCAACGCUACCGUCUUCUGGGAAACAGCCUCAACGUACGUGUGGUGGCAAAAUUGAUCUCCUUUCUACUUGGAUAAUUUAGAACCUGAGUCUGAUGAGUAUGACCGAUGACAGAAAAUACUUUAAUCUUUAAGAGGAAGCUGAUAGCGGCUGGACAAAAAUCAUAGUUAAUAAAAAUAUCUGUCCAGGUAUUUUACUGAACAGUUCUCAUGUAUUUUUAAUACUGUGUUGUAUUUAUGGUGGAUUUGCACUGUACAGAUGUUUUACUGAAAUGGAUGUUUCCAAGAAUUAAUUGCUCUAUUGAAAUGUUCUUUUUAGUUUGCAAAAUGAAAAAUAGGAGCAUUUACACAUCCCUCAAUGAAAAUGGAUAAAAAUUUUGUAUUUUAUCUUAAAACUGUCUUCUCAAUGCACUAUAAAAAGGCUGUAAAUGUCAAAGAUGUUUUAAUUAAGUGCAGAGACUAAGUUCUACAUAUAAAAUGUCUUCAUCUGUAAAUAUAAUUGAUCCAUUCUUAAAAGAUUUACUGUAUAUAUAAUCUGAAAUUUUGAUGUGUUUUUGUAGCUAAUGAAACGACUAAAUGCAAUGUUUUGUAUAUGAUUUUUAAGGAGACACAGUAUCAUCUAUAGUUUAUUUUUGUCUGAUCUUCUCCAGAUACUUGUAGGUUUUUGGAACCCAACUGUGUCUGUCUGGAGGAAUUUGUUUCAGGGCAACUAAAUAAAAAUAUUUCAAGGUUAUCACAA